CAAACAAACCUCACAAAUAGAAAAAUCUUAGAUUCAAAUCAUCAAUCAUGCAUUUCGUUCUAGUGCAUGGAGCAGGGCAUGGAGCUUGGUGCUGGUAUAAGGUCCGCGCUAUCCUGGAAGCAGCCGGCCAUACGGUCACAUGUCUCGACCUCAAGAGCGCCGGCAUCGACCCAACAGAUCCCAACACAAUAUCCAGUUUUGAUGAGUACGAUCAGCCUCUCCAUGACUUCCUCUCUAAUUUGCCUGACAAUGAAAAGGUCUCGUUGGUGGGGCACAGCCAAUCAGGCGCAAACGUUACGAAUGCCAUAUUCACUUUUCCAGAGAAGAUUCAUGUCGCCAUUUAUCUUGCAGCUAACAUGAUGAGACAUGUGUAUGGGAAAGCUAAUGAAGAAGUCGAUGCCAAAAUUAAAGAAUCGUUUAAUUUGGGGAAUAAAUAUGAAUUCCACUUUUCUCCGGAAAGCAAUAGUAUUAUCCCCACUAGCAUUAGAGUGAAAGAAGACCGCCGUCGCCAUUUUCUCUACAAUAUGAGCCCAGAAGAGGAUUAUGUUUUGGCUACAAUGCUGCUGAAAUGGUCACCAGUAAGAGUGGCAAAAAUCUCAAACGGAGAAGACGUUGUGCCACGUGUAUAUAUCAAGACACUGAAGGAUCAUAUGGCAGAGCCUUCGCUCCAAGACUUAUUUAUAGCGAUCUGGCCUCCAUCUCAAGUUUAUGAAAUUGAGAGUGACCACAGCGCUUUCUUCUCCCAACCCGAUCAGCUCUCUGCCCUUCUUAUCAAAGCAGCCAAUUCAAUCUCUGCAUAAUUACUGCAUUUACCGUGGUGGAGGAAGGAUGACAUAGGAUGUUUCCAAGUCAAAGCCAAGAUGUUGGAGUUUCUUUCUUAAUUAAAUAAAUCGUUUCAUGAAUCUUUGUCACUUCUUGUUUGAAAUGACCUCGUUAAACAUUAUGUACCUUGAAUUUUCAGCACACCAUUGAAUUUUCAGCAGACCAUUGAAUUUUCACUUAUUGCAGAGUGUGUGGUAAGAUUUUUACCAUUAAAUCUAAAUGAUCAUUGCAUAUCAAGUGGUGGACCAGGACAUCCAAAAUCUUCCAAAGAAGGAGCCAAAGAUGCGGUGUUUCGUGGAUGGAAUUGUAGUGGUUGUCAUUCUUUGGAGAAUCAACGUUUGGAGUUCUCUUUAACUCCUGCGCUUCUCUUUCUUUUUCUUCCCUCUCUGCCCUCACAUCUAAGUUAUGGGACUGUCUUAAAAGUUAAUAGUUUGAUAUUCUCCGAGAUGAAUUUGAGAGAGGACUGAAAUUAA
This is a messenger RNA of Tripterygium wilfordii, 1295 nucleotides long. Its product is annotated as methylesterase 18. Gene Ontology annotation, molecular function: methyl indole-3-acetate esterase activity; methyl jasmonate esterase activity; methyl salicylate esterase activity. The transcript is spliced from 5 exons. The record is from RefSeq and is a predicted model, not a curated record. Bases 48 to 800 code for a protein of 250 amino acids. Gene Ontology annotation, biological process: salicylic acid metabolic process; jasmonic acid metabolic process. NCBI's taxonomy places the organism in Eukaryota, Viridiplantae, Streptophyta, Magnoliopsida, Celastrales, Celastraceae.